UAAUUAAUUACCUUUAAUAUGAUUUGAAAAUUGUAAAACCGAAAUGAAUUGUAUCAGAUCUUUUUUAAUUACUAGCAAUCCGCUUUUUAGUAUUAUUGGCAACAAAAAAGUAUUUCUCAGUGUUAAAAAUCAUUCUACAAGUUCAUUUUUGUGUAAGCUUGAUAACAGUUUAAUUAACAUUUUUGAUCGCAAAACCAAAAGAUUACAACGAAAAAGAGCUGCUGCUGCCGAAGACGUAAAUGUUUAUGAUUAUCUGAAGGAUGAAAUUGGUUUUCGACUGGCUGAUAGAGUCUUUGAUAUUAAAAGAAAAUUUGUAGUUGCGGCAGAUAUAGGAUGCAGUCGUGGUUAUGUUUCUAAACAUAUAUCCCGAGAUUCAGUUGAAGAACUUAUUUUAUGUGAUGUCAGUCAAAAGAAUUUGGACACAGCAAAUGUGCAAGAUGGUAUUAAAGUUAGAAAGCUGAUACUAGACGAAGAACACAUAGAGUUUGAAGCGAAUUCUCUGGACUUGGUCAUUUCCUGUCUUAGUCUACAUUGGGUAAAUGAUCUACCAAUGGCUUUCAAACGAAUUUUGGAGAGCUUAAAAGAAGAUGGGGUUUUACUAGCUUCUGUUUUUGGUGGCGAUACAUUGUACGAACUUCGAUCUUCUUUGCAACUAGCUGAACUCGAACGACGUGGUGGAUUGUCUCCACACAUUUCCCCUUUUACUGAAGUAAGGGAUAUAGGAAGUUUAUUGACAAGAGCUGGUUUUACUAUGUUGACAAUUGAUACAGAUGAAAUUGUGGUCAAAUAUCCAUCUAUAUUUGAUUUGAUGUUAGAUUUAAAAGGUAUGGCUGAGAGUAAUGCUGCUCUAAAUAGAUCACUCCAUUUACAUAGAGAUAUACAAUUUGCUGCAGGAGCUAUUUAUCAACAACUAUAUGGCAAUCAAGAUCCUGAGACUGGAAAAGUUACUAUACCUGCCACUUUUCAGAUAAUUAAUAUGUUGGGAUGGAAACCACACCCCAAGCAACCAAAGCCAUUGGAAAGAGGGACUGGAGAAGUAUCUCUUAAAGACUUACACAAAUUGGAUGAGAUAAUUAAAGAAGUAAAAAAAAUUAAAAUAGAUGAUGAUGAUAAACGUUGAACUGCUGUUACUAUAAUUUUGUAAGAGA
This is a messenger RNA of Psylliodes chrysocephalus, 1148 nucleotides long. The record is from the annotation of a GenBank genome assembly. Lineage: Eukaryota; Metazoa; Arthropoda; Insecta; Coleoptera; Chrysomelidae.